AAUGUCCGAUCUUUUGAUUAUUCAAUAAUACCUAUAUAAUAUAAAUAUUUAUAAUUUGUAACCAAAGGAAGCAAGCUCCAUUGUGAAUAUGUACCUAUUUAAUCAUCUGCUGCUAAAAUCAGUAAAUCUUGGAGUUGUUAAUUGUAGCAAUUUUUGAUACUUGUUAUUUUACUGUAACUGAAAUACCUUGGUAUUCAAAAAUGAGUAUAUCAAUGAAUAGUAGUUUAAAAUUGUUUAUUUUUUCAGGUUACACGUGAUGAACAUUUAUGCCAAGCCUGCUGGACACUUGCUAGUGAAUCCAUUAAUUUGUCUACACUGUCACAACCUCAAGUUGGGCACCGCCAGGUCUGCGUUAACUGUGGCAGAUCUUUGUUAAGAAUUAGAUCUCAUCAAUUAAGGAGAGAUAAUGACAGGGAAUCACACAUUUUUAAUGUAAUACAACAAUGGAACUUACUUCAUCAUGUGACAACAUCAAGUCUUAUUUGCCAUCCUUGUUGGUGCCGGGCUGACAGAGCGGUUCUAAAUAUAGAGUCUAUGCCAGCAACAAGGAAUACUUUGAUGGACAUUCAUCAAAAUGUUCAAUCACCUGAAGUAUCUGAGACAACAACUCUGGAUACACAAAUCCAACCAUCACCAAUACGGCGUAUCCAUUGCAUAAACUGUGGAAGGGCACUCCAACGUAGCCGCUAUCACUAUCUCAGUAGACGCAAUGAACGUGAAACAAGAAUUUUAAAUGUGAUAUCUAAAUGGACAAUCCCUCAACAGGUGACUUCUUCAACGACGAUUUGUCAUGCUUGUUGGGUUCAAGCUGACAGGGUAUCCACAUCUACUGAAGUUAUUUAAGAGAGCAAUCCAGAAGUCAAUCGUGGGAAUUCGUUAGAAAUACUUAUUAUAUCAUCCAGCCAAUAAACGGCUGACUACAGUGAAGAUUUUAUAGAGUUAACGAAAAAAGAUCCCGACUCAUUUGUCAGAUUUUAAUAAUAUACAAGACAUAGAAGACCAUUUGGUUAAUUAUUGGUUGGGUAUUUCUAAACAAGAAUUUAUAGUGUUGUUAAAUCAAGUAAUGAGAUUAAAUAAAAUGCAAAAAGGAGCAGUUGCCUUUGCUGUUUACCUAUUAAAAAUGAGAAUUGGGGAUUCAAAUAGGAGAACAUCGUCUUUAACCAAAAUUCCUGUACGCACAUUGCAGUCCCUUAUAAAAACAGCAAUAGAUAACUAGAGAAGAAAUUGCAGAGAGAAAUCUUGUGAUACCAAAUGGUCUCUUUGCAAAUUUUUGUUGGCACAUAUGUUUAUGUUCAAAAAAGUUGUAAUAAUUUAUAUCAAAAACGAACAUAGUCAUUACACAAGUACCGCAAUUUGAUAAAAAUGUUCUUGAUUGUGUCAACAGAUGGUCAUAUUAUUGAUGUUUUAGGCCCCUAUUCAGCAACAACUCCUGACAUUAUGAAGACUGAAUUAAGAGAAAGUAAGCCCUUAAGAUGGUUCUAUAAUAGAGGUGAUGUAUUUAUUGUGUAUAGGGGCUUUAGACAUUGAAUCCCUUUAUUAAAUGAAGCAGGCUGCGAAGCUCAAAAUCCUGCAUCUGUAUGAGAAGGUGAAUUUCAGCUCACUAAAUUAGAAGCGAAUAAAAGUCGCGCUGUGACGAUAUGCAGAUGGAUAGUGGAGGUGGUGAACGGCCGCUUUAAACGCAACUUUAAAACCUUUAACUAAGAUUUUUUUUAAAUAUAAAAUAUUUUAUUUCAGUAAAUCUUUUACAGUUCAUUUGCCGAGGGCUCCCAGAAAGUAAAUCAUAAGAUACUUGUGUUGGGAGUUCAUAAUACGAGGGCGACACUGAAAGUUUUUAAAACUGGUCAGUUGCAAAGGAUAUAAUAAAAAAAUAAGUUCAAAUUUUGAAAAUGGAAUUCUUUGCCAAUAUUAUUGUGUAUGUAUUUUUAUUAAUUUGUCAUUUGUUUACGAUUUGGCGGCAAAUUGAAAAUUGUCUGUGUCACGUCAGCAUGAAUUAAACGCGAGAAAAUUUUAGUACAAUGAUUUUUUAUUAGUUACGAUGUCAUUUAAGUCAACAAGAAAGUUAUGAUAGACUUUGAUUGGCAUUUCACGAUGAUGCCCCAUUUCGUGGCACAGUUUACAACUGGUUUAAUGAGUUUAAACCACUGGUCACUAAUCUCACCGAUGAUCUGCGUGAGGGUCGGCCUUCUACGGCGAGGAUUGAAGAUAACAUCAGUGUUGUGCGGCCUAUGAUAGAGACUGACAAAAGAGUGACUUAUCAGCAGAUUCGGACAAGCUUAGACAUCGGUAUGAGUCAAGUGCACAAAAUCCUCCAUGAACAUUUAGCGGUGAGGAAGCUUUGUGCCCGGUGAAUACCUCAUAAUUUGACAGAGGCUCAAAAACUCCGUUGUGUUGAUUGGUGUCAUGAAAUGGUUCAAAAAUUUAACGGAGGUGACUUAAAUGCUGUGUUCGACAUACUUACGGGUGAAGCAAGCUGGAUUUAUUGUUAUGACCCUGAAACUAAGAGAUAGUUUGCUGUCUGGGUGUUUCCUUCCGAGGAGUUGCCAAUAAAAGUGAAGAGAGGUCGAAGCGUGGGAUAAAAUAUGGUGGCCUCGUUCUUCGGAAGGACAGGUCAUUACGCAACAAUUAUUUUAGAGGAUCGAAAAACAGUUACUGCAGAGUGGUACACUAAUUAUUGUUUGCCACUUGUCUUUGAAAAAGUUCGGGAGAAACGACCCCGCAAUAGGAUCCUCCUUCACCACAACAGAUUCUCGUCGUACACCACCAAGCAAACAAUCUACUACUUGGCGACGUCAGACGUGAAAUUACUGGGUCACCCGCCCUAUAGCCCCGACCUCGCAACUUGCGAUUUUUAUUUAUUUCG
Molecule: messenger RNA, 2860 nt
Organism: Parnassius mnemosyne (clouded apollo)
Lineage: Eukaryota; Metazoa; Arthropoda; Insecta; Lepidoptera; Papilionidae
Source: the annotation of a GenBank genome assembly